UGUGCUCAUUCAAAUUUUGUACUCAUUUUCCAGGUUGGCUCCUUUUUGAUGGGAUGGUUAGGUGUUGUAUUUAAAGCAGACACAUCCCGAGUAUCUGAGCAUCUAGCCAUUGGACCGACAACUGGAUACUUAGGGAGCCUAACAACUUUCAGUGGUUGGAAUCAGAAAAUGGUUGAACUCAUUGCUACUAGACAUUGGCUCUUGUUUGUGCUCGGCUUUUUAAUAGGCUUGCUUCUUGUCGGUUCUUCAAUCACCUUUGGGGUAGAGAAAGCCAAGGGUUUCAAAUGGUUUCUCCGCUGGCUAAACAUGAGACCUGGAAGUGGCACUUUUAUCUCUAAGGUCAACUGGAAGGUAGAUAUCUUCCUACGCCAUUUGGUAGUUACCAUCGUGUACGUGGUGAUAUUAGGUUUGUUAUGGGGUGUCGCCGGUGCAUUGGAAAAGGUUGAGUUCAAACAUGGUGGUAAUGCAGCUUGGCUGUGGCUUGCUUGCAUAGUUGGAUCUCUAGGUGUGUGGAUUAGGUGAUUCUUAGCUACACUCAAUGGCCAUUGAAUAGGAGGGAGGUUGAAGUGGCUUCAAUUUGGGACUCUAAUUGCUGAUGCUUAUGCUUCUUGGGUCGUGGCUGCACUUGCCAUUGUAAAGAAAUCAGUGAACACAAAAAAUUGUGAUACUAUUGCAACAGGAAUUCAGUUUGGUCUGUUGGGCAAUUUGAGCACUGUCUCCACUUUUGCUGCUGAGUUCAAUGCAAUGAGAGGAAGCAAGCAUCCUUGGAGAGCAUAUGCCCAUGCUAUGAUUACAAUAUGCAUUUCAUUCUCUUUUGGGAUCUUUAUAUACUGCAUCCCUAUUUGGAGAAUGUGAGUGGGCAUAGAAAUUACAUGCCUUUUUGGAGGUUUGACUGUCCCAACUGGGGCUAGAAAUACAUUAUUUCUUACUCACUCAUCAUCUUCAUGAUCCGACUGAAAUUUAUUAAAAAUCACACCUUGUGA
This is a messenger RNA of Glycine soja, 983 nucleotides long. RefSeq names its product fluoride export protein 2-like. Lineage: Eukaryota; Viridiplantae; Streptophyta; Magnoliopsida; Fabales; Fabaceae. The record is from RefSeq and is a predicted model, not a curated record. Gene Ontology annotation, molecular function: fluoride transmembrane transporter activity. Gene Ontology annotation, biological process: fluoride transmembrane transport. The annotation marks the transcript as partial. The transcript has 3 exons. Gene Ontology annotation, cellular component: membrane.